Molecule: messenger RNA, 9148 nt
Organism: Plectropomus leopardus (leopard coralgrouper)
Lineage: Eukaryota; Metazoa; Chordata; Actinopteri; Perciformes; Serranidae
Source: RefSeq, a predicted model, not a curated record
AACAGUGCGCUCCUUAGCAUGUUGGUGUUUCCGUGUAUAUUAAAUAACUAAAUUAUAGUUAUCUGCAUGGCAGUCUGGUUAUCUGUUGUUAAGAAGCUAUGUUGAAGUUUAAAUACGUGAGUCAGGGCAGCCUGAAAACGCAGCCGUCCUCAGCGGACCCCAUCACAAGCCGCAGCUCGCGACUCAACCAAGUGUUUCAGGGCCGAGUCAGCCUGUGUGGGCAGCAGGGAGGAUGCACUUUAGGUCGGGAAGAGUUGCUUGAGGCUCUGCUGCUACUGUACCAAGAGUGCACCUCCCCAGAGCUUAUGAAGAUUCAUCAUGUGGCAAACUUUGUCAAUAAGUUUUCUGAAGUGGUCUCAGAGCUGCGGGCCAUGCAGCCUGCUCUUCCUGACUUUGAAGUGCGUGCAGUGGUGGGUCGUGGUCGCUUUGCCGAAGUCCAGGUAGUCCGGGAGAAGGCCACUGGCGAUGUUUGUGCACUGAAAGUCAUGGACAAGACAGUUUUAUGCACUCAAGACAAUGUGGUUUUUCAUGAGGAGGAGCGCAGGAUCUUGGCUCUGAACAGCAGUCCCUGGAUCCCGCAGCUUCUCUACGCCUUCCAGGACAAAGAACAUGUCUACCUGGCGAUGGAGUACUUGCCUGGAGGCGACUUGAUGUCACUGCUAAACCGAUACGAGGAUCAGUUUGACGAGUCCAUGGCUCAGUUCUAUUUGGCUGAGCUGGUAGAGGCCAUUCAUGCUGUCCACCAACUUGGCUAUGUCCACAGAGAUGUCAAACCAGAGAACGUUCUCAUCGAUCGCACUGGUCACAUUAAGCUGGCAGACUUUGGAUCAGCUGCCAGGCUAACUGCUAACAAAACAGUUGCAGCUCCCACAGUGCCUGUUGGGACCCAGGAUUUCCUCUCCCCAGAGGUGCUGGCAGCCAUGAAUGGGGGCUCUCAUAGCACCUAUGGGGUUGAAUGUGACUGGUGGUCCCUGGGGGUCAUAGCCUAUGAGAUGAUUUAUGCCAGGUCGCCUUUUUCUGACGGCACGUCCACCAAAACAAUCCACAACAUCCUCAACUUUCAGCGUUUCCUAAAGUUUCCGGAGCAGCCGCGGUCCAGUAAGCAGUGCGUAGACCUGCUGCAGAGUUUGCUGUGUGGAGCCAAAGAGCGACUGGGUUUCCAGGGACUCCGCUGUCACUCUUUCUUCUCCAGUGUAGACUGGAACCACUUAAGACAAGUUCUCCCGCCUUUCGUUCCUGCGUUGCAUGCUGAAGAUGACACCUCUAAUUUUGAGGAGCCGGAGCAGGCAGCCCCCCGGCCAGCCUCAGCAGCCCAGCGAGGAGCUCUGCCAGUGGGCUUCCAGGGCCAGGAUCUGCCCUUUUUAGGCUGGUUCUUCAGCAGAGCGUUGACAACAUUGGCCAAAACUGAGUCAGUGUCUGCAGGCCUCAACUCUCCUGCGAAGACCAACUCCAUGGAAAAGAAACUGCAUCUUAAAAGCAGAGAAUUACAAGAAACUCAAGACAAAUGUCACAAGAUGGAGCAGGAGAUCUCCAGGUUCCAGCGUAAAAUGACUGACCUGGAGUCAGUGCUCCACCAGAAGGAUGUGGAGCUGAAGGCAUCCGAGACUCAGAGGAGCAUUCUGGAGCAAGACCUCGCCACCUACAUUACUGAGUGCAGUAGCCUGAAGCGAAGCUUAGAGGAGGCACGUGUGGAGGUCUCUAGAGAGGAUGACAAGGCCAUGCAGCUGCUGCACGACAUUCGCGAACAGAGCAACAAGCUGCAGGAAAUUAAAGAGCAAGAGUACCAUGCCCAGCUGGAGGAGAUGCAGGUCACCAUCAGGCAGCUGGAGGAGGACCUGUCAGCUGCCCGACGCCGCAGCGACCUCUACGAAGCUGAACUGAGAGACUCCAGGCAAACAAGUGAGGAACUCAAGAGGAAAGCGGUGGAGUACCAGCAGAGAAUCCAGAAGGCUAAAGAGCAGGGCAAAGCCGAUGUGGAGGAGCUUCUCUCCAAACUAGAGAAGACCAACUCUGAGCAGCAGGUGAAAAUCCAGGAGCUCCAGGAUAAGCUGUCCAAGGCAGUGAAAGCGAGCACAGAAGCCACUGAGCUGCUGCAGAAUGUUCGGCAGGCCAAAGAGCGGCUGGAACGAGAUCUAGAGCGUCUGCGAGGCAAAACCGACUCUAGUGACACUUUAAAGCGCCGCCUGAGAGAAACAGAGGAGGGCAGGAAGACCCUGGAGAACCAGGUAAAGAGGCUGGAGAUGGUCGAGCGGCGGGAGAAUAAGCUGAAAGAUGACAUUCAGACCAAAUCCCAGCAGAUCCAGCAGAUGGCUGAAAAGAUCCUGGAACUGGAGGAGAAUCUGAGGGAUGCUCAGUCGACAGCCCAGAGGAUGGAAACCCAACUGGUUCAAAAGGAGAGGCUUUAUGAAGACAAGAUCAAGGUUCUGGAGGCCCAGAUGAAGGUAGACCUGGCUGACAAGGAGAGCCUCGAGGCCAGAAGGGCCCAGCAAGAGGAGGAGUCGAGGGAGAACUGCAAACUCAUCAGUGAACAGAAAGCAACCAUUAAUGCUAUGGAUUCCAAGAUGAAGAACCUGGAGCAGCGCAUUGCUGAGCUGUCAGAGGCUAACAAGCUGGCUGCUAACAGCAGCAUCUACACCCAGAAGAAUAUGAAAGCCCAGGAGGAGAUGAUCUCAGAGCUUCGGCAGCAAAAGUUCUAUUUGGAGUCUCAGGCAGGCAAGCUAGAGGCCCAAAACGCCAAACUGGAGGAGCACCUGGAGAAGAUGAGUCAGCAGGAGCAGACCAAGAGGACCCGGCUGCUGGAGCUGGAGAGCCGGCUGCGAGAGAUGGGCCUAGAACAUGAGGAAGAGAAGCUGGAGAUCAAAAGACAGGUGUCAGAGUUGACCCUCUCCCUGCAGGAGCGCGAGUCCCAGAUUAGCAGCCUGCAGGCUGCACGUCUUGCCCUGGAGAGCCAGCUGCAGCAAGCAAAGACUGAGCUUGAGGAGACCACCGCUGAGGCUGAGGAGGAAAUCACCGCCCUCAGGAAUCACAGAGACGAGAUUCAGCGCAAGUUUGAUGCCUUGAGAGACAGCUGCUCAGUGAUCACUGACCUGGAGGAGCAGCUCACACAGCUGAGUCAGGAGAAUGCUGAGUUGAACCGCCAGAACUUCUACCUGUCCAAACAGCUUGAUGAAGCGUCAGAUGAGAGGGAGGACCAGCUGCAACUCAGUCAGGAAGUGGACAGGCUGAGGAGGGAGGUGGCUGACCGUGAGAUGCACCUCAACAACCAGAAACAGAACAUUGAGACACUGAAGACCACAUGCAGCAUGCUGGAGGAGCAGGUGGUGGAGCUGGAGUCUCUAAAUGAUGAGCUGCUGGAGAAAGAGAGGCAGUGGGAGGCUUGGAGAGGUGCCCUGGAGGACGAAAAAAGCCAAGCUGAGAGACGCACCAGAGACCUGCAGAGACUGUUGGACAACGAGAAGCAAAAUCGGCUGCGAGCAGACCAGCGCAGCUCUGAAUCUCGCCAGGCAGUGGAGCUGGCAGUCAAAGAGCACAAGGCUGAGAUAAUGGCCUUACAGCAGGCCCUGAAGGAGCAGAGACUGAAGGCAGAAAGUCUGUCUGAUACUCUCAAUGACCUGGAAAAGAAGCAUGCCAUGCUGGAGAUGAAUGCCCGCAGCUUACAACAGAAACUGGAGACCGAGAGAGAACUGAAACAGAGGCUGAUGGAAGAGCAAGGGAAGCUGCAGCAACAGAUGGACCUCCAGAAGAGCCACAUAUUCCGUCUGACCCAGGGCCUGCAGGACGCCCUGGAUCAGACCGACAUGCUCAAGACUGAGCGGACAGAUCUGGAGUACCAGCUGGAAAACAUACAGGCUGUAUACUCCCAUGAGAAGGUGAAGAUGGAGGGGACCAUCUCCCAGCAGACCAAACUCAUCGACUUCCUCCAGGCUAAAAUGGACCAGCCCACCAAGAAAAAAAAGGGUAUAUUUGGGCGGCGUCGGGAAGAUGUAGGCACUACAACUAACGGGGCACUGGCUCCACAGGCCCAGCCUGCCGUUCCCAUGCAGUACGGUGACAUGAAGAUGGCUUUGGAGAAGGAGCGGUCAAGAUGUGCAGAGCUGGAAGAGGCUCUGCAGAAGAUGAGGAUAGAGCUGCGAUCCCUUAGAGAAGAAGCGGCUCAUUUCAAAGCCCAGGAACAUGUGGCUCCUUCUACGCCUGCACAGGCUCGACAUCAAAUCCUCAUGUCGGCCAUCGUCAAAUCCCCUGAGCAUCAACCCAACCCCAGCAGCCUGCUCAACCCCUCCACCCGCUGCAAGGAGACCUCCACACCUGAAGAGUUUGGUCGUCGUGUGAAAGAGAGAAUGCAUCACAACAUCCCUCAUCGUUUCACUGUGGGCCUCAACAUGAGGGCUGCCAAGUGUGCUGUCUGCCUGGACACUGUGCAUUUUGGACGACAGGCUGCCACUUGUCUAGAGUGUCACACACUGUGUCACCCUAAAUGCUCACCAUGUCUUCCGGCCACCUGCGGUCUGCCAGCCGAGUACGCCACUCACUUUUCAGAGGCUCUAUGCCGGGAAAAGGCGAACUCUCCAGCACUGCAGGUCAAAGAGGCCAGUGGGCAUGUUCGCUUGGAGGGAUGGAUGAAGCAGCCCAGAAAUGGCAAGCGUGGUCAGCAGGGCUGGGAGAGGAAAUAUGUGGUGCUUGAUGGAACUAAAGUAUCCAUCUAUGAUGCUGAGCCCAGAGAAGAUUAUAUAAAAGCUGAAGAGGAGUUUGAGCUCUGUCUGCCUGAUGGGGAGGUGACCGUACAUGGUGCUGUUGGAGCCUCUGAGCUCAUUAACACUGCCAAGUCAGAUAUACCGUAUGUGUUGAAGCUGGAGUCACAUCCCCACACCACCUGCUGGCCAGGCCAGUCCCUCUACUUCAUGGCUCCCAGCUUCCCUGACAAGCAGCGCUGGGUGGCUGUACUGGAGUCUGUGGUGGCCGGCAGCCGAGGAUCCAAAGACAAAGUGGAUUCUGAUGCUGCAGGUGUCUCUAAAAGACAGAAGAACCUAUCCCCACUGGUUCAGAAACUUCUUGGCAAUUCUCUGCUGAAGCUGGAGGGUGAUGACCGUUUAGACAUCAACUGCACUCUGCCUCUCACUGACCAGAUCGUGUUGGUUGGCUCUGAGGAGGGUUUGUAUGCUCUAAACGUCAUAAAGAACUCUUUGACCCACAUCCCAGGGCUGACCUCCGUCUUCCAGAUCCAGAUCCUGAAGGAGCUCGAUAAGCUGCUGAUGAUCACUGGAGAGGAGAGGGCCUUGUGUCUCGUGGAAAUCAAGAAGGUGAAACAGUCUUUGUCGCAGUCCCAUCUCCCAGCUCAGCCCGACCUCAAUCCCUUCAUCUUUGAGACCGUCAAGGGAUGCCACCUCUUCUCCUCUGGGAAGAUUGAUAAUGGGACCUGUAUCUGUGCUGCUAUGCCCAAUAAGAUUACAAUUCUGCGACAUAAUGAAAGCCUGAACAAGUUCUGCAUCAGAAAGGAGAUUGAGACAUCAGAGCCCUGUAGCUGUAUCCACUUCACUGGCUACAGCAUCAUUAUCGGCACCAACAAGUUCUAUGAGAUUGAGAUGAAGCAGUAUGUGCUGGAAGAGUUCCUGGAUAAAAACGACGUGACGCUAGCUUCAGCUGUCUUCGCUGCGUCCUCCCACAGCUUCCCCAUUUCCAUAAUCCAGGUCACAACGGCACCACAGAAAGACGAGUACCUGCUCUGUUUCCAUGAGUUUGGUGUGUUUGUGGAUGCGUAUGGCCGCAGAAGUAGAAGUGAAGAUAUCAAAUGGAGUCGUCUGCCUCUCUCAUUCGCCUAUAGAGAACCCUACCUGUUUGUGACCUACUUCAACUCUCUGGACGUUAUUGAAAUUCAGGGACACGCAGCUCUGGGGCCUCAUUCAUAUGCACACCUAGAUAUCCCAAACCCACGCUACCUUGGCCCAGCCAUCUCUUCUGGAGCCAUCUACCUGGCCUCUUCCUAUCAGAACAAACUGCGGGUCAUUUGCUGCAAGGGCAACCUGGUCCAGAGCCAAGAGGGUGUAAGUGACCUGCAGCGGAACGGCUCCGGACGCAGCCCUAACAAGCGUGGGCCUCCUUCCUACAAUGAGCACAUCUCCAAAAGGCUGGCAGCCAAUCCCCUAGCUCACGGAGAUCCUGGCACCCCUCACCGCUACAGAGAGGCUCGCACAGAGUUCCGACGGGACAAGUCACCAAGCCGUCCACUGGAGAGAGAGAAGUCUCCUGGCAGGAUGCUGGAGAGUCGGAUAGUGGGGUCUCCAGGCAGGGCUAUGGCUGACCCCCGGUUAGAUCGCUCCCCGGGCAGGGCCAUGGCAGACCCUCGAAUGGACCGCUCUCCUGGCCGUAUGAUGGAUGUUCGGAGGGAGAGGUCCCCCGGACGAUUUGAAGAGCGCCAAAGGCUUCAUACUGGCUCUGGUCGCACGCCCAUUAACCCUGUUAACAAGGUAUGGGACCAAUCAUCUGUUUGAGAGACAGCAGAGCCACGCAUACCCAGCAUGGACAGACAUCUUUGAAAAGGGAACAGAGGGAGCAGAGAACCAGUGAGAGUGUCACCAAUUCAUGAUGAAACACUGCCACACAUGAGUUGACAUCUAAGCUUUCAAACCCACAGAGGAAAACAACCGUAGCCGCCAGAACAGAAAGAACGAGAGAAAUAAAUAGAUGUCAGUAGAAUCAGGUUAUUUUUCUCUAUGAACUGACCCGAGACAUAAAGGUCAACAAAAUGCCAUAUAUAUUACCAUUUUUGAGCAGGGUUUUUUGCGGUGUAUUUGAGCAUGUGCUCUGUACUCCAAGAAGGGAUUAGUAAUUGGAUUAGAUAUCUUUAAAAACAAAAUCUGGGAUCUGAGUUCUCAAUUUUAGCCCUGACGCAGUGGGUUUUGCUAGUUUCAGUUAACUCCACAUAGUAGUGACUACAGUACACAAGCACAGCCGUAGCAACUUUAUCUCACAAGUCAAUGCCUAAAUACUUACAAAGUCAUUCACUAGUGAAAAUGGCAGAGUUUCCCUCAAACUGUAGUUUUAACACAUUUGGCUCCUCUCCACACUCUGUCUGUCCACAGUAGCCACAGAUCAGGGACGGACAGUGCCGUACAUCUAACAGCAUUUCUGGCUCCAGCCCUGCGCUGACAUGUCAACACACAAUCAUUAUCAGCUAAUUACAAUCAUCCUCUCCUAAUCUGUCUUCUGUCCAAACUUUGGUUCGUCACGGUGACAGGAGUUGGCUGGAGCACAAAGAAAUUUCAAUAGAAUUUAAGUGAUCAAACCCUUCCUGUAGGGCUGGGUAUCGUUUAAAAAAUGACCAGUACCGGUGCCGCUUAAUGUGAUACAGUAGCUAAAGUUAAUUAAUGUGAACCUCACCUCACUCCACUUCACCACAUCACUGACUGUAUGGGUUUAAGCUGCUGCGAUAAUGGGCCAAUCACACGUCACACUACAUCAAAAAAUGUUAAGUGUGGUAAAAAACCACACAAAUACUUUAUAUCUGGGUACAAAAAGGACUGAAUGCAAGUAUCAUUCAAGCCCCCAGGAAGACUUUUUCCUGUAGACUAACUUUAUGAAAGAUUUGUCAGUGGAUAAAUGUCUUUUAGCGUCAUAACCCCCGCAGCAUGACUUGUUUCACGAUCAGGAUUCGAUCAUUUCAGACUGAUAACAUUUCAAAGGCCAGAAGAGCCGCACUAUAAAAUCAUUUUAUCCCCAUUUCAGUUAGCGGAGCAGAAAACCGUAGCCAACUCAAGCUGGCAAAGCCUCUAGUGCACUCUCGGGGAAAUGACGUGGAUGUUCUGGGUAAUUUUAAACCCGGGCCAAACAGGGCCAUCCUCCAACGCUGUAUCCAAGUCUCUGUAUACAUCCAUGGUAUCAUUUGACAAGAAAAUGUUCAAUACUACUUGGUACCUGGUUAUUUUGGUCAAUACCUUAAAGGUAUUGAGCAGCGAUACCCUGCCCUAUAUGCCCUCCCUGUAGAUCCACACAUCACAGGAUUGUCCACCUCGGAUAGGUCGACACUAAAACUGCACUACCCACAAUCCCCAGCAGGACUUUCUAAUCCUUCAGAACGCAAUCUGACUGUAAAUAGACGAGACAUAAUUUUAUAUAUAUUGAGAAGGAAUUUCAAGGCUGGAUAAGCCAUGUCUAUUUUUGUUAAAGAAAAAAAGUGAUUACGUGUCCUCUUGAAUGUCAAAUGAGUAUUCUUUUAAUAUGUCCAAACAUCCUUUAUCAAGUGAGUGAUUGUAUCUGGAUCUAAUUCGUGUAUGCACUUCCAUCGUCAAAUGCAAAACCUCAGUGCUGAACUAUAUGACAGGAGGGGGAAAAAAGAUCAUGUCUGAAGCUUUCAACAUAGUACUUGAGCAUUUCUUUUUGUACAAUGGCCCUUAUAUUGUAUAUAACCCAAAAAUGUUCAAGGUGAAGAUGAAAAUAUUUGUUUUUCUCCUGAUUCGUGAAUGGCAUGGAUAUGUAUAUCUGAAAUGAAACGGAGUGUUGUCUUCUGCUUCUGCGUCAUUUGGGUUAUAUUUUUAUUCCAUGAUUUAACGACGAAGCACGUGAAUAACAUCUCGUUUCUUUUAACUAUUACCUAUUUGCACAGUGAGUUCUUAUGAGUAUAAUUAUAAUUAGAAAAUCUUUUUCUUUCAUGAAGGCACUCUUGGCAAGUUAAACAGUCCAACCUUAAAAGACACUUAAAUCCAUCCAAAUAUAUUUUGGCUUUCAUUGUCAAAAUGUUUAUGUUUGACUAAUGGCUCAUUUAUGCUCAACUGUAGAUAGGGACAGAGCCUUCUGUCCAUACCCUGCAUUUAUUUCGUCUGUAUUUAUGCAUGUUUUCUGAAAGCUUAUGAAUGUGGUAGCAAACGGAGCAGUGCCACCGGAAAGCGUGGGGACAGUGUAGCAUAAUUCAAGUCGGAUACAAUCGUAGGACACAACGAAGACAUUUUAAAAAGGCGCAAUGAAACAAAUCAGUAUUAUAGUCAAAAGAAUUCUUCGUCCACGUAUUGCGACGUAUUUAAAGGCCCGAUGUGAAAUACAAUGGAACAAGUAAGUUUUCCUUAGUGUAUAGUCACAUAAAUGAGCCGUUUAUAUCCACAUCCGGAGGAGAUUCUCUUCCACAAAGGUCACUAUAUUUCUACAGUAGCCCAGAAUGUAU